GCAGAAGGGCGGGCGUGAGGUGGCGGCGGGAGCGCACUACACCACGACGGAGACGCAGCACGCUGCGCAGCUCAUCAUCCAUGGCGCCACCUCCCACGACUCUGGCACCUACACUGCCCUCGUCACCAGGCACGACGGGACGCAGGCCCGGGCGGCGGUGGCCCUCCAGGUGGCAAGUCAUGGCGCCCCUGGCAGGGUGGAGGCCCCCACCUUCGUCAGGACUCUCAGUGACCUGGCAGCUAAGGUGGGCACCCGCGUCAGGUUCCUGGUGGAGCUCCGUCAGGCGCACGACGUCAAGGUGUACUGGUACCACAACCAGGUGGAGGUGUCGGAGGACCCCAGGUACCGGGUCCUGCACGAGGGUAACUUCUUCUGCCUCGAUAUCUCUCCCCUGAGCGUGGCGGACGAGGGGCCCUGGAAGUGCGUCGCUGAGAACUCCUCCGGACAAGCCUCCAGCAGCGCCUCCCUCAGGGUCAUUGUUCCGAAGGGCUACAAGCAGCCCGUGUUCCUGGAGGAACUGGAGGCUCUCCUCACCGCUGAAGGCACCGUCAGCCUCGAGUGUAAGGUGGUCGGGGUGCCCACGCCCAUCCUCAAGUGGUACAAAGAUGGAGUCGAAAUCAAAGCAGGAGACGUGUUCGCCCUCACCGCCAGCGCCAGCGACCCCACCUCCCUCGGCACCUACACCUGCGAGGCUCUCAACUGUAUGGGCCGCUCCGUGUCCUCCUCCAGAGUGAGGGUCAUAUCCAGGGAGUCUUCGCUAAGACCUCCCUCUAGGAAGGGCCAGAGGUCGCCGACGCCGGUGGGCCCGCCACCGGUGCUGCUGGACCAGCUGGCUGACCGCAAGGUGAAGGUGGGAGACAAGGCUCGCCUCACCCUCAAAGUGGAGACGCCGCCGGAGGUGUUGUCGGUGGCGUGGUACAACAACGGCAGGAAGGUGGAGGAGAGUGACAGGUACCGUCUUAGCGACGAGGGCGGGGGGCGAUACAUGCUCGAGAUCUCUCACACCGAACUCGGCGACGACGGGGAAUGGAAGGUCGUCAUCAAAAACGAGGGCGGGUAUUCCACGUCUUCCUGUAAUCUUAUUCUAUCAGUUCCACGGAAUUAUCGAGCUCCCAGGUUCUUGGACAACCUGAGGGCGCUGCUGACGGAUGAAGGGUUGGUGUCGUUCGAGUGCAAGGUGGUGGGGUACCCGACACCCAUGCUGCAGUGGUUCAAGGACGACCAGGAGCUAAAGCCCGGCGACGUCUACCAGCUGUCCGGCACCAACUCCUUGGGCAAGUACUCGUGCAUCGCGAGAAACUGCAUGGGGGAAGCCCAGUCCACCGCUGAGCUCACGCUUGAGGAUAUCAAGUCGCACUUGAACGAGGAGGAGAAAGAGCAACUGCUGGCUACAAAUGUUCCACCCAGGUUCAUCCAGGGUCUCCGGAGUCGCGACGUCAAGAUUGGCGACCCCAUCAGACUGUCCGUGCAAGUGACGGUGACGCCGACGCCGGUGAUCACCUGGUACCACGAGGACGAGAUGCUCGCUGAGAGCCCCAAGUACCACAUGUCCAGCGACGCCCCGGGCACCUUCCACCUGGACGUGUCCCACCUCGAUAUCUCCGACCAGGGAGAGUGGAAGUGUGUGGCGGGGAACGACUUCGGCCACAGCGUCACGGCGGCCUCCAUCAAGCUGGUGAUCCCGAGACACUACAAGAAACCCGUCUUCUUGGAGCCUCUCCAGGCGGUGCUCUCGCAGGAGGGCACCGUCAACCUCGAGUGUAAGGUGAUCGGGGUGCCCCAGCCGGUGCUCAAGUGGUACAAGGACGGCACGGCGCUGCAACCGGGAGACAUCCACAGGAUUAUUAGCGGGGAGGAUGGUACCUGCUGCCUGGGCACCUACACCUGUGAGGCCUUCAACGUCAUGGGCUCCUCCUCCUCCUCCGCUGCCCUCCUCGGCUUCGAGGACAAACUGCUACAAAGAGAAGGAGACAAGAUGGCGGAAGCUGUGGGGUUGGCGGACGCGCGAGGCAUCGCAAGGAAUCCUUCCCUGUCCACCAUCAACGAGGAGCGCUCCUCCCAGAUCUCCGUCUACGAGUCUGCUGUGUCCGAGGCGUCGGGAGACGAAGAGAGAGCAGACAUUUCCGUCAGCAUUGAUGGCCGGGAAGUCUCGCUCUCACUCUACGAAACGCCAGAUAUUUCGGAGGCGGAAGCUAAGCAGAUUGCAGAGAUCUACGCUGAUGAAAUCUCCGAUCAUUUGUCGGCUCACGAGAGUAAUCAGGCAGAGCUACCUCCUCUUCGCUUCACACGAGAGACGUCUCGCAAGGGUCCACUCAUCAUGGAAGCCAUGGUGAUCGACGUCGAGAACGAGGCAUUUGACGAGUACAUGAGCAUGGCUGACAUUGUCUACGACGAUGCUCGCACGGAGGCUGACGUGGAGGAGCUGUCCGCUAUGGAAGCUGUGGUUGUCGAAGAGAGGGAGGCAUUGCGCUCUGAUAUUGCUGAUCUGCCCGAGAUGGAGGUGUGGGAGGAGGAACACCUGUCAACACACACGGUAUCGGCGGAGGGCAAGGCUGUGGCUCACAUCAGCCAACAAGACGUUCUUCAACAUGAUCUUCGAUCUCUUAGUGAGCAGGGUAUAAGUUUACUACGAGAGCACGGUGAAGAGAAACGUGUUGUUGGCCGAGGUGAGGCCCUGGGUGUUGAGGAGCCACAGGUGAUGAGUGCUGCAGCUAAGUCAUUCAUCACUGAGAAAGCUCACAGAGCUGUGGCAGAAGCUCGCGAGAUUCCAGGUCUGAAAGUCGCUCAAAAAGAAGAACAAGCUGUAUUGUCAGGCAUCGGAAGCUUAUUGAAAAGCGAGAAAGUGGAGAGAGUUCAAGCCAAGCGGUCUAUUGAGGCUCGUGAGGCGGCAGUGGCAGAGCAACAACAGUAUCUGUCUGAGGAAGGAACGCUCUCAGACAUAACUCAUAUUGGCCAAGUUCUUGAACGAUAUCCAAGCUUUGUUACACAAGAGGCAGUGGCGGUGACCUCUCCAGAAGCGCUGGAACAAGCCAAGUCAAUAAAGUCUGAAGAAAGGCCAUCAAAGAAAGCCAAAACAGCUUCUGUAAAGAAAACUCAAGUUGAAGGUGUAACGGCGAUUAUUCAGUCACCUGAAAUUUAUGAAGGAGAUGCAAAACUGUUGUCUGAGCAACAAAUAAAAUCUGAACAAGCUAAAGCUGUUAUUUCGGAGCAAAAAGGUUACAAUGUUACCAGCGCUGAGGUUAUGGAAGAUGUCGGCACUUUCGAAGGUGAAGCAGCAAGCCUUCAACAUGCCCGAAUGAAGGAAGCCACCCAGCGACAGGCUGUUAUGAUGGAGGAAGCCGACGUUGUUAGCGGUCAAGCUCCGGAGAGUCUGAAGGUGAAACAGGCCAAAACUCAGAAGGCAAAGGCUGGUGUAGUUUCCGCCACUGGCGUAGCUCAGCAACAGGAACAAGGAUAUUAUACCGCUGCCCAGGACAUUCCUGAAUAUUUCCAGGCCGAAGAGACUGAGGCCGAUAUAAGCGAAUUGCAUUCCAUGUUGGAACCUAUGCAACAAGCCGAACAAUAUGGAUACGAACAUGCAGAGGCCUUUGUGGGCUAUACUCCAGAGCAACAAAUGGCAAUGCAAUUAGAUCCUAGCUAUCGUGAGGCUUUAGCUGUGUCUGCCAGAGAAGGAUAUUACCAAGCUGAUGAGCUUGCUUUAAUGAGUGGGGAGGAGACCCAGGCUUAUGCUCACCAGACUCUUCACGAGGCUGUGGAAGGCUACGAGCAGGUUGGAAUUUCAGGCGACAUCAGAGAUAUGACUGACUAUAUGCGUGCUAUGAGUGAUAGAGCCCAAGUCUUGACUGAUACAACCAGAGAGGCACUUGUGGUACACGAGGCUGAUGUUGACUAUGCAAAUCUUAACGUCUUUAACAAAGAAGACAUGUCACAAAUGUUGACAGUGGCCGAAGAACGAAGCGGAUCACUGGCAGAAUGUAUUGUGGUGCAAGAGGCUGACUUGCAGUCAGAAGCAGCAAUUAUAUCACAGCGGCCGGCUGCUCAGCCGGAAAGAGCUGUGGCUGGCAUUGUUGAGGGUGCCGCAGAAUCUGCUACAGUGGGCGAGCCACCUUUAAUAGCAGAAAUGGCUGCUGGUAAAGAUGGAGUGCAAAAGACCCCAGAAGCCAGAGAGAAAAAACGGUCAGCAGCUGAAUCUGCCUCCGAAGAGGAAAUGGUUAUAGCGUCACCUAAAAGUCAAUCAGGUGUGAUAUCUCAGGCGGAUGAAACAGUGGCAAAGAAAGCCAGAAUUGAAGAGGAAACUAAAGAAGACAUCAAGUCACAAGGUGACAAAGAGGCUGUAGCUGCAGUAGCUGGCUUGACACCGGAACAGAUUCAAGCCAGAAAGGAAGAACUCAAGGCAAAAAUGGAAAUUCUUAGAGCAAGAAAAGAUAACGAACUUGCUAGAACCCCAAGCAGUGAGUCUCUCACCUCAGAAUCGCUUGAAACUGAAGAGCCUAAACUUGUUAAGGUAGAGGACAAAUCUGACGACAAAACCAAAAGGAAAACUGAAGUAGACAAACCUGAUCAGCCGUCCGAUGAUACUGAAGAAAUUAAUGCAGAAGGGGACCAAUCUGCACAGAAAAAACGUAAAGCAAGUGAUGAACCAACAAUGAAAGAAGCUGAAAUUUUGGAGGAAGAUAUCCUUACUGAAGAAACUUCAGAUUAUAAAGUAAAGAAAGUAAAGUCUGCUAAAGUCAUUACCCCUGAGGCUGAAUCUGCUUCACAGCAAGAAAAGAUUAAGCACGAUAAGAAAGUCGGGACUCAGGAAAAGGACGUUUCUGAGGAAAAAAUGGUUUCCCCCGAAAAAAGUAGUGAAGAUGAUAAAAGUGCUUCAGUUAAGAAGAAACAAAAAGCAGAUGACUUGCCCCAAGAAGAGGGUGUGUCUUUAAAAGAAGAUUUACCACAGAAGACAAAGGAGCAGAAAAUCGGUACAUCUGAAGAAAAACGAGCUGCAACUGAAGACAAAUCUGCACCUCAGGAAAAGGCUGCCACAGCGGAAGGGGUUUUGGAACAAGAGGUUGAAAUUUCUGAGGAAAAAACAGUGCCUAAGAAAAAGUUGAGCGUCGUUGAAAGUAUGAAAUCGACAUUAGCUGCUAAAGUUUCUGAAUUAAAAUCAUCUGUAGCAACGGCGAUUGGAUUGAAAGUGGCUAAAGUUGAAGAAAUUGUUCCACCAAAAGAGUCUGCUAAUGACCUGAAUGUUCCUGCUGAUGCCGAGAAGGUUGAUGUUGUCGUGGGUAAAGAGACCUGUAGCGGUGACACAGAAGCAGGUGUUGCUUUACACUCUACCGUAGAAAAAGUGGCUGAGUCUCAGGCAAUUACUGACGAGAAAAAACAGGAAGCAGUGUCUUUGAAAGAUAGCUUGGCUGCAAAGAAAGAAGAAAUUUUAGCCAAAAAGCAAGAACUGCUCGCUAAACAGGAAGCUGCCAUGAAGCAGCGAGAAGCCAGUGAAGAACCUUCCAGUGAACUGACGACAACCAGUGAAAUAAGCACAGAUACUUCCAGUGGUAUGGAAACGUACGUGGAAUUGAAGAAGCCAGGAAAAGAUGCAACUGAAAGUAAGGUGUCCUCGACAAAUGGAGAACCGACGGGGUCAGACCAGGCAUACAAAGAGUCCACAAUAUCGUCUGAUGCAACAGUAUCCUUGAAAAAGGGUAAGACUUACGGCAAGGAUGAAGCUACAGCUGAACUUUCGUUAGAAUUGAAUGGAAAGAAAGAAAUACAGACGUUUAUUGGCCUUGAAGAGUCUUUGAAGGAAACAGAAUUACAAUUUCUGAAGACUACAAAAGUUAUGGAAGCAGCAUUAGGAGAAGCUUCCAGCAUAUUUGAAAGCACAGAGGAACUUGAAGGGCAUAAGGUCAAGGUGUUAGAAAGGAAAGCUGAACUACUAGAAACUACUGACGAAGGUUUUGUCGUUGAUGGCAAAGUUCAGCAAACGUUAUCCGACGUUGCUGCAAAGAAAGGAGAAGCAAAAAUCACUGAAUAUUCUGAAAGCUCUUCAGUGCUAGAUACUACUGAAGCGAGAGUUGCCAAAGAAUUACAAAAAGAAGAGGAAACUGUCACUUCUGUUAAGAAGGAAGACCUUGUAAAAACAGAGCAAGACAAAAAAACACAAAUCAAGGAGGAUGCAGAAGCUCCUACAUUAGUCGAAACGGUGGACAGAAAAGACCAAACAGUCGUCUCCACGGAGGAUAAAAAAGUCAAAUCUCCAGACGCUCUCUGCAAAGAUGAAGUGAAAGAAGGAAAAUCCCCAGAAUCUGUCUCGGUAGAUGAUAGCGUCGAAGUUUAUGUUGUCGAGGCUGAAGGCAAAAUGGAACAAUAUGAUAAGUCCACUGUCUCAACAGAUGCAUCAGUGUCGCUGAAGAAGAAGGAACAGACUCUCGGGAGCGGCGAGGCUUCAGCGAAUCUCUUAAUUGACCUAGAAGCAAAGGAGAGAGGAAAGAGUCUUACACUUGAAGUUGUCUCCAAGGACGAUAAAACAGCUAAGUCUCCCAAAGCUGUUUCAAAAGAUGAUGAUAAAGCAAAAUCUCCUGAAACUAUUUCCGAGGAUGAAAAGAAAGCCAAGUCUCCGGGGGUUGACUCUAAGAAAGAUGCCAUGAAGGAACUCGAGGAAGCUAAAUUGAUGGCGGUAGAAGAGAAAGAAACUAAAAUUGAUGCCAAAGCCGCCUUGAAGCUUAAAGAUGAAGAUAAGGAAGCCCAAUCGUCUGAAACUGUCCCCAAGGAUGAAGUUAAGAAAGCCCAGUCUCCUGCAACCGUCCUCGAGGAUGAAGUUAAGACAGCCAAAUCUGAUGUUCUCAUUAAGGAAGAUGUAAAAGAAGCCAAAUCUCCUGAAUCUGUCUCCGUAGAUGAUACCAAUAGAGUUUAUGUUAUGCUGCCUGAAGGCAAAUCGGAAGAAUAUGAGGAGACUGCAGUCUCAACAGAUGCAUCAGUGUUGCUGAAGAAGAAAGGCCAGACCUUCGGGAGCGGAGAGGCUUCAGCAGAUCUCUCACUAGACCUUGAUCCCAAGAAGAAAGGAGAGAGACUUGCACUGGAAGCUGUCUCCAAGGAUGAUCAGACUGUCAAAUCUCCCGAAGCUGUCACCAAGGAUGAUAAGAAAGCCAAAUCCACAGAAGCAGUAUCUGGGGAUGAAACGAAGAAAGAGAAAUCCCCCAAAGAUGUUCUCAGGGAUGAAGUCAGUGUAGACAUACCUCCCGAAGCCGUAUCCAAGGAUGAUAAGGAAGGAAAAUCUCCUGAAACAAUAUCCAAGGAUGUUUGCAAAACUAAAUCUCCCGAGACUGUCUCUGACGAUGAUAAAAAAGCUAAAUCUCCUGAGGUUGUAUCUAAGGGUGACAAGAAAGCCAAAUCCCUCGAGGCUGACUCUGUAGAUGAUGCCAGCAAGAUUUAUGUUGCGCAACCGCAAGACAAAACUGAAGCAUAUGAGGAGUCCGCUGUCUCGACUGAUGCGUCAGUGUCGCUGAAGAAAAAGGGCCAGACCUUCAGAAGCGGCGAGGCUUCAGCAGAUCUCUCACUAGACCUUGAAACCAAGGAGAGAGGAGAGACACCUGCACUUGACGCUGUCUCCAAAGCUGAUAAGACAGCCAAGUUCCCCGAAACUGCUUCAAAAGAUAUGACGGCUAAAUCUCUUGAAGAUGUUCUCAAGGAUGAUGAGAGUGCAACCAAAGCUCCCGAAGGUGUCUCAAAAGAUGAUAAGAAAGGCAAAUCUCCUGAAGCUAUUUCCAUGGAUGAAAAGAAAGCCAAGUCUCCUGAGGUUGUCUCCAAGAAAGACAAAUCCCCCGAGGCUGUCUCUAAGAAAAAUGCCAAGGAGGAACGAGAGGAGUCUAAAUUGAAGGAGAUAGGAGAGAAAGGAGAGAUAUCCGACGCCAAGGAGAGCAAGAAACCAAAUAUAAUCGAUAAGGAUGCCAAGAGUAUUAAAGACUCCAAGGAAGUCUCCACGAAGCUUAAAGAAGAAGAUAAGGAAGCCGAAGCUUCUGAUCUCCAGGACGGUAAAAAGCCAAGCAUUAAGCCAGGUGACGCCCAGACGGUCAAGGACGCCCAAAAAGCAGUUAAGGACAGAGCGGAGAAAGUCGAAGCCCUCGAAGGAAAGGAAACAGCUGCUCAGGCCACCCAGGCAGCAAAAGCCGAGCUGAAUGACGAGGACAGGAAGGCCAAGUCUCCAGAAGGAGAAAUCAGUGAGCAGCCUAGCCUUCAGAAAGAGGAUGCUGAGACUGCCAAGAGGGCUGAAGAGAAGGCUAAAUUAAAAGGAGCGGCUGUAGCGAAGGAGGCAGAGAAGCCCAAGUCUGUGAAGGAAGAUGAAACUAAAUCUAAAUUGAAGGAAGAAAAGUCUGGCAUAAUGGAAGUAGACAAAGCCAAGUCUGUAGAAGAAGAAGAUAAAGCUAAGUCUAAAUUGAUGAAAGAAAAGGGUGAAGUAAAUGAAGACAGAGGCAUGUCUGCUAAGGAAGCUGAGGACAAGGCUAAAUUGACAGAGGAAAAGGCUGAAAUAAAAGAAGCAGACAAAUCAAAGUCUGCUGAAGAUGGUGACAAGUCUAAAUUGAAAGAAGAAAAGACUGAAGACAAGUCUAAGUUGAAAGAAAAAAUGGCUGAAGUUAAAGAAGCAGAAAGAGACAAGUCUGUUACAGAAGAUGAAGCAAAGACUAAAUUGAAAGAAGAGAAAGCUGGAGUAAAAGACGAUAAAGACAAGUCUGACACGAAAGGUGUAGACAAGUCUAAAUUGAAAGAAGAAAAGGCUGAAGUAAAUAAAGCAGACGAUGCCAAAUCCACCAAGGAACUUGAAGAUAAGUCUAGGUUGAAAGAAGAAAAAGACGAGGACAAGUCUGAACUAAAAAAAGAAAGGGCUGAAGAAAAGUCUCACUUGAAAGAAGAAAAGGCUGGAGUAAAAGAAGAAGACAAAGCAAAGUCUGCUAAGGAACCUGAAGACAAGUCUAAAUUGACAGAACAAAAGGCUGACGAAAAGUCUAAAUUGACAGAAGAAAAGCCUGAAGACAAGACUAAAUUGAGAGAAAAGGUUGAAGACAAACCUAAAUUGAAAGAAGAUGAGGCCAAGUCUAAACUGAAAGAGGAUGAGGCCAAGUCUAAACUGAAAGAAGACGAGGCCAAGCCUAAAGUGAAAGAAGACGAGGCUAAGACUAAAGUGAAAGAAGAAGAGGCCAAGCCUAAAGUGAAAGAAGAAGAGGCCAAGCCUAAAGUGAAAGAAGAAGAGGCCAAGCCUAAAGUGAAAGAAGACGAGGCCAAGCCUAAAGUGAAAGAAGACGAGGCCAAGCCUAAAGUGAAAGAAGAAGAAGCCAAGCCUAAAGUGAAAGAAGAGGCCAAGCCUAAAGUGAAAGAAGAAGAGGCCAAACCUAAAGUGAAAGAAGAGGAGGCCAAGCCUAAAGUGAAAGAAGAAGAAGAAGGCAAGCCUAAAGUGAAAGAAGAAAAAGCUAAGCCUAAAGAAAAAGAAGAAGAAGAGCCCAAGCCUAAAGUGAAAGAAGAAGAGGCCAAACCUAAAGUGAAAGAAGAAGAGGCCAAGCCUAAAGUAAAAGAAGAAGAGGGCAAGCUUAAAGUGAAAGAAGAAGAGGCCAAGCCUAAAGUGAAAGAAGACGAGGCCAAGCCUAAAGUGAAAGAAGACGAGGCCAAGCCUAAAGUGAAAGAAGAAGAGGCCAGGCCUAAAGUGAAAGAAGAAGAGGCCAAGCAUAAAGUGAAAGAAGAAAAGGCUAAGCCUAAAGAGAAAGAAGAAGAGGCCAAGCCUAAAGUGAAAGAAGAAGAGGCCAGGCCUAAAGUGAAAGAAGAAGAGGCCAAGCCUAAAGUGAAAGAAGAAAAGGCUAAGCCUAAAGAGAAAGAAGAAGAGGCCAAGCCUAAAGUGAAAGAAGAAGAGGCCAAACCUAAAGUGAAAGAAGAAGAGGCCAAGCCUAAAGUGAAAGAAGACGAGGCCAAGCUUAAAGUGAAAGAAGAAGAGGCCAAGCCUAAAGUGAAAGAAGAAGAGGCCAAACCUGAAGUGAAAGAAGAAGAGGCCAAGCCUAAAGUGAAAGAAGACGAGGCCAAGCCUAAAGUGAAAGAAGAAGAAGAGGCCAAGCUAAAAAUGAAUGAAGAAGAGGCCAAGGCUAAAGUGAAAGAAGAAGAAGAAGGCAAGCUUAGAGUGAAAGAAGAAGAGGCCAAGCCUAAAGUGAAAGAAGAAGACGCCAAGCCUAAAGUGAAAGAAGAAGACGCCAAGCCUAAAGUGAAAGAAGUAGAGGGCAAGUCAAAAGUGAAAGAAGAGGAGGCCAAGGCUAAAGUGAAAGAAGAGGAGACCAAGCCUAAAGUGAAAGAAGAAGAGGCCAAGGCUAAAGUGAAAGAAGAGGAGGCCAAGCCUAAAGUGAAAGAAGAGGCCAAGCCUAAAGUGAAAGAAGAAGAGGCCAAGUCUAAAGUGAAAGAAGAGGAGGCCAAGUCUCAAGUGAAAGAAGAAGAGGCCAAGUCUAAAGUGAAAGAAGAAGAGGCCAAGCCUAAAGUGAAAGAAGAAGAAGAGGCCAAGCUAAAAAUGAAUGAAGAAGAGGUCAAGGCUAAAGUGAAAGACGAGGCCAAGGCUAAAGUAAAAGAAGAAGAGGGCAAACCUAAAGUGAAAGAAGAAGAGGCCAAGCCUAAAGUGAAAGAAGAAAAGGCCAAGCCCAAAGUGAAAGAAGAAGAGGCCAAGCCUAAAGUGAAAGAAGAAGAGGCCAAGCCUAAAGUGAAAGAAGAAGAGGCCAAGGCUAAAGUGAAAGAAGAAGAGGCCAAGCCUAAAGUGAAAGAAGAAGAGGCCAAGCCUAAAGUGAAAGAAGAAGAAGAGGCCAAGCCAAAAGUGAAAGAAGAAGAAGAGGGAAAGCCUAAAGAGAAAGAAGUAGAGGGCAAGUCUAAAGUGAAAGAAGAAGAGGCCAAGGAUAAAGUGAAAGAAGAGGAGGCCAAGCCUAAAGUGAAAGAAGAGGCCAAGCCUAAAGUGAAAGAAGAAGAGGCCAAGCCUAAAGUGAAAGAAGAAGAAGGCAAGCUUAAAGUGAAAGAAGAAGAAACCAAGCCUAAAGUGAAAGAAGAAGAGGCCAAGCUUAAAGUGAAAGAAGGAGAGGCAAAGCCUAAAGUGAAAGAAGAAGAGGUCAAGCCUGAAGUGAAAGAAGAAGAGGUCAAGCCUGAAGUGAAAGAAGAAGAGGUCAAGCCUAAAGUGAAAGAAGAAGAGGCCAAGACUAAAGUGAAAGAAGAGGAAAAGCUUAAAGUGAAAGAAGACGAGGCCAAGCCUAAAGUGAAAGAAGAAGAGGCCAAGCCUAAAGUGAAAGAAGAAGAGGCCAAGCCUAAAGUGAAAGAAGAAGAGGCCAAGGCUAAAUUGAAAGAAGAAGAGGCCAAGACUAAAGUGAAAGAAGAGGAGGCCAAGCCUAAAGUGAAAGAAGAAGAGGCCAAGCUUAAAGUGAAAGAAGAAGAGGCCAAGCUUAAAGUGAAAGAAGAAGAGGCCAAGCCUAAAGUGAAAGAAGAAGAGGCCAAGCCUAAAGUGAAAGAAGAAGAGGCCAAGCCUAAAGUGAAAGAAGAGGAAGCCAAAGCUAAAGUGAAAGAAGAGGAGGCCAAGGCUAAAGUGAAAGAAGAAGAGGGCAAGGCUAAAGUGAAAGAAGAGGAAGCCAAGCCUAAAUUGAAGAAAGAGGAGGCCAAGGCUAAAGUGAAAGAAGAGGAUGCCAAGGCUAAAUUGAAAGAAGAGGAGGAUGCCAAGGCUAAAUUGGAAGAAGAGGAGGCCAAGGCUAAAUUGAAAGAAGAGGAGGCCAAGGCUAAAGUGAAAGAAGAGGAGGCCAAGCCUAAAUUGAAGAAAGAGGAGGCCAAGGCUAAAGUGAAAGAAGAGGAUGCCAAGGCUAAAUUGAAAGAAGAGGAGGAUGCCAAGGCUAAAUUGAAAAAAGAGGAGGCCAAGGCUAAAGUGAAAGAAGAGGAGGCCAAGGCUAAAGUGAAAGAAGAGGAGGCCAAGGCUAAAUUGAAAGAAGAGGAGGCCAAGGCUAAAGUGAAAGAAGAGGAGGCCAAGGCUAAAUUGAAAGAAGAGGAGGCCAAGGCUAAAGUGAAAGAAGAGGAGGCCAAGGCUAAAUUGAAAGAAGAGGAGGCCAAGGCUAAAUUGGAAGAAGAGGAGGAUGCCAAGGCUAAAUUGAAAGAAGUGGAGGCCAAGGCUAAAUUGAAAGAAGAGGAGGCCAAGGCUAAAGUGAAAGAAGAAGAGGCCAAGGCUAAAGUGAAAGAAGAGGAAGCCAAGGCUAAAUUGAAAGAAGAGGAUGCCAAGGCUAAAGUGAAAGACGAAGAGGCCAAGGCUAAAGGGAAGAAAGAGGAAGCCAAGGCUAAAGUAAAAGAAGAGGAGGCCAAGGCUAAAUUGAAAGAAGAGGAGGCCAAGGCUAAAUUGAAAGAAGAGGAGGCCAAGGCUAAAUUGAAAGAAGAGGAGGCCAAGGCUAAAUUGAAAGAAGAGGAGGCCAAGCCUAAAGUGAAGAAAGAGGAGGCCAAGGCUAAAGUAAAAGAAGAGGAGACCAAGGCUAAAUUGAAAGAAGAGGAGGCCAAGGCUAAAUUGAAAGAAGAGGAGGCCAAGGCUAAAUUGAAAGAAGAGGAGGCCAAGGCUAAAUUGAAAGAAGAGGAUUCCAAGCCUAAAUUGAAGAAAGAGGAGGCCAAGGCUAAAGUAAAAGAAGAGGAGGCCGAGGCUAAAUUGAAAGAAGAGGAGGCCAAGGCUAAAUUGAAAGAAGAGGAUUCCAAGCCUAAAUUGAAGAAAGAGGAGGCCAAGGCUAAAGUAAAAGAAGAGGAGGCCGAGGCUAAAUUGAAAGAAGAGGAGGCCAAGGGUAAAUUGAAAGAAGAGGAGGCCAAGGCUAAAUUGAAAGAAGAGGAGGCCAAGUCGAAACUGAAAGAAGAAGAAGAGGCCAAGUCUAAACUGGAAGAAGAAAAGUCUGAAACAAAGAAACCAGACAAAGCCAAAUUUGUCAAGGAUGCUGCGAACAAGUCUAAACAGAAAGAAGAUAAGGCUGAAUUAAAGGAUUCAGAGAAAGCCAAACCUCUCGAGUCUACAGAAAUAAGAAAGUCAAGCAUUAAAGAGCGAAAGAGAUCGAGUGUCAAAUUAGGUGAAGUCAAGAAGGUCUCGGAAGCUGAGACAAAGGCCGAAGUCUCGUCGCAAGAGAAGAAAGGACCAAGCCCGAAAGACGACGACACACUGACGAAGGCUCCCGAAGCCAGAGUGAGGAAGAGAUCAAGCGGUGAGGCUGACCAGAAGGACUUCGCAAAGUCCUCCAGAGAGGCGCAAGACAAGUCGCCCAAGGACCAGCGUGACUUCGAAGAGUCCUCCAGAGAGGCGCAAGACAAGUCGCCCAAGGACCUGACGACCGUGCGGGCCGCUGAGUUGCGGAAGCAGGAAGAAAUUCUCAGGAAAAAGGAAAUUAAUAUGAAAGAGGAACAGAUUAGAGAAGAGAAAGAGGAGAUGCUGAGACAACAGGAGACAGAACGUGCUAGGAAGGAGAGUGCGAAGCGCAAAGAAGAAAUGGAAAAGUUAGAGAGAGAAGAAAAAGAAAUGGCUGAAAAGAGGAAAAGGAAGAAAGAAGAAGAAGAAAGGCAGAGGAUUGAGGAGUUAGAGAAACAAAAGAAGCAAGAAGAUGAAAGGGCUGAGAGAAGAAGAAAGAAUAGGGAAGAACAAGAAAAGAUGAUGAGAGAAGACGAAGAGCGACAACAACAAGAAGAAAAAGAGAGGAAACUAAGAUUGCAAAAGAGAAAAGAGGAGCAGGAAAGAUUACGAAAAGAAGAAGACGCACGAAUGUUAAAAGAGGAGGAGGAGAGACGAGAGCAGAGAAGACAGAGGAGGCUAGAGGAAGAGAAAGCCAUGAAAGCACUAGAAGAAAAGUAUCAGAAGGACGAAGAGGAGAGAAAGGAGAGGAGACGGAAGGAGAAUGAAGAGGAAGAAAGGCAUAGAAGGCAAAAAGAGGAGGAGAGACGAAGACGAUUGGAAAAAGAGCAGGAAAUAAGAAGAAGACAGAAACAGAAGGAAAUAGAAGAAGAGGAUAGACGGCUCCAAGAAGAGGAAGAACGGAGACAAGAAAGAAGAAAAAGAAGAGAGGAGCACGACAAACUCAUGGUCGAAGAGGAGUCGAAGAGGGACUCGGAAUCUAGAAAGAGGAUUGAAGAGGAAAAGAAGAGGCUUGAAGAAGAGCUACGUAAACGGGAGCUAAAGAAGAGGAGAGAAGACGAGAUUUUGCAGCAAGGGGAAGAAUUCUUGAAGAAGGAGGAGGAGCGCCGGCGGAAGCGGAUGGAGGAACGCCGCCAGUGGGAGCUGGAGGAGCAGCGGGAGCACCAGCAGAUAGAACACGAGUAUGAGGAACGCCGCCAACUGGAUCGGACCAAGAGGAGGAUAGAGUACUCGGAGAAGGAACUCAUUGACGCUAGCAAAUAUGGCUCCCUGGAGAGGCGGUCCCGCACCUACUCUUCUGACAGUGAGGGCCCCGGCCGGAGGGACCCCAAGCGCCGGCCCAAGUUCAGCACCAAACUGCAAGACCGACAGACCGUCAAGGGGACCCGGGUCCGCCUCUCCUGCAACAUCAUCUACCCGGCCGACGAGGAACACCCCGAGAUCGAGUGGUUCAAGGGCGGCUACCCCAUCAAGGAGGACGAGCGAAUUAAGGUGGUGAACCACGAGGGCGUGGCGUCGCUGGAGCUGGCUCACACUUGCCGCUCAGACGCCGGCGAGUACACCUGCACCGCCAAGAACCGCCACGGUCGCGUCUCCACCACCUGCGACCUGCGAGUGAAGGGCGAGGAAGACCACAAGCCCAGCCCUCCCACCUUCACCACCAGCCUCAGAGAACGGUACGUGGUAGAGGACGACGAGCUGGUGCUGUCGUGUCACGUGAUGGGCCACCCGCAGCCGAAGAUCACGUGGUUGAAGGACGCCGACAAGCUGCCCGCCUCGCCUCGCUUCCACACCACCAUCAACGAGGAGGGCAUCUGCAAACUCAUCAUCAGCUCUCCGCGCGCGGCCGACUCCGGCACCUAUACCUGCCACGCCGAGAACAGAGUCUACCGUGAUGAAAUUUCAGGAACUAUUCAAGUCCAAGCUCUCUUGGAGAAAGAACGCAAGAAUGACGAGCGCCCAGACGACAGCGAACGUCCUCGCUUCGUUAGCGAGCUUUGCGACCAGUUCGUUGAAGAGAACGGAACCCUCACUCUCCAGGUCGAUGUGGCAGGCUCUCCACCACCGGAGGUGCUGUGGUUGUUCAACGGCCGACCUCUACAUCCUUCCGGCAAGUUCCGCAUCUCAGCUACGGGGGGCACCCACACCCUUACCGUCUUCCAAGUGACGUCCAAGGACCUGGGCUGCUACUCCUGCAAGAUCGCCAAUAAGUAUGGACAGACGUACACACUGAGUACCGUCUCCUUCGGCUCGCCGAAGUCCCGACGAGCGGUGGCAGCGGCUGAAGCUGACACAGAGAUGCGAGCACCCACCUUCACCGCCCGCCCAGAGAGCAUGAUCACCGUCUUUAGGGAUGACGAGAUACGCCUCUGCUGCGCCGUCCAAGGCGAGCCCACUCCCAGGGGUAAGCCACAUAACUCUCUCAAGGGUGUCACCUUUUUGAAAGUGGAGGCUUGGAUCCUCGGGGAGGAGGCCCGCUGGCAGGAGCUUGGUGUGUCUCCAAUUCCGUCAUUCGAUGUGUACAACUUGAAGACGGAUCGUGAAUACCUGUUCCGUGUGACUCCGAGGAACAAGUAUGGGUGGGGCGAGGCAGUGAUGACCCCGCGACCCAUCCGAGUGGGCCGCAAGAUAGAGCACCCUAACCUACCCAAGGCUCUGCCACACCAAGUUCGCGCCAUGCCCGGAGGACACAUAUCUCUCGAUGCCCAGAUAACGGGAGAACCCAUGCCGGAGAUCCGCUGGUACAAAGACGGCACAUUCAUCGAUGUGAACCGCUACCCAAGGUUCUCCUCCGUCUCCUCCGAGAGCUCGCUGCACGACGUGUUUGGCCUAGUGAGCAAGGUGAGUCUGAGGAUCGAGGACCUGCAGUGGGAGGACGAGGGGAAGUACGAGCUGGAGGUGGUGAACCCCGGGGGUCGCGUCACUUCGUAUACGCGAGUCACGGCCACCAGCGACUGCUCCGUUCUCGAGGCCCAGGAGCGCAUCAACAACAACCUGCUGGCGCUCUCCCGCCUCGACCUGGUGUCCAGCAUGGCCCCUCAGUUCACCAUGCGACUGCGAGAUCGACGUGUCCAAGUGGGCUUCCCCGUCCGCCUCACCUGCCAGAUCGUGGGCAUCCCCAGGCCACAGGUCUCCUGGUACAAGGACGACGAGGCUAUUUCUCCCGACGACGGUCACACCAUGUGGCAGGAGGACGGCCACUUCUAUACUCUGGAGAUUUCCAGCUCCAUCCACGACGACGCCGCUGUCUACUCUGCCUGCGCUGUCAACCCCUACGGCUCCGUCCUCUGCCGCUGCCGCCUUAUAGUCGACUCCGGCCUAAGAUCAUACAUCUCGCCGAUGUUCUUGCGGGAGUUGGAGGACCAGAGCGCCCGCGAAGGCUCCACUAUCACCAUGCAGACAGUCAUUGAGGCCUACCCCACCAUCGGCGUCGUCUGGCACCGAGACGGCCAGCGCAUCAGGCCCUCCCGCAAGCACUCCUUCGACCUCGACGUGGACGGCGUGGCCACGCUGGUGAUCCGCAACGCCGAUUACACCGACGGCGGCAUCUACACCUGCACCGCCAAGAACGAGAUGGGCCACAUCGAGUCCAUGUGCCGCGUCUCCGUCUCCUGCACCGACUCCGAUCUCGCUGUAUAACAAGGAGCCCAUGUUCGUGCGGAAGCCUCGAACCAUUGACGCGGAGGAGGGCGACCUGGUCAUCAUCGAGUGUGAGGUGGCAGGCGACCCCAAGCCCACCGUCACCUGGCUUCGCGACUGGCUUAAGCCGAGCUUGUACAGCGACGGGUCGAGGUUCCAGGAGGUGGGGACGGGCCCCGUGUACCGCCUGGAAAUACCCAACUGCCAAUUGGAGGACACUGGCGCCUACAGCAUACUGGCAAAGAACGACCAUGGCGAGACGCGGGCCAUCAUCUCCUUGCAGGUCUAUGCCAAAGGCCUAAAGGGUGAACUGGAAGGAAGACCAAUAAAGAGGGGCGUGAUGGAGCACGUGCCGGUGGUGACGCGGCCGCUACAGGACGUACGCUGUUGCGACGGCGACAGCGUCACCCUCGAGGCCCUGGUCGACGCCCCGAAGACCUCUCUCAUCCGCUGGGAGAAACAAGGCAAGGUGCUGAAGCUGGGCGGGGACCUGGAGAGCGAGUGGGACGACUCGAGGGUGACCCUCAAGAUCCGCGAAGUCUACCCGGAGGACGAGGGCGAGUACUCUUGCAUCAUCUUCAACGACAUGGGCAAGGCCGUCACCUCCGCCACCCUCGUCGUAGAGAUGGCUGACGACAAGGAGAACGACGUGACCGUCCAGCUGGAGCAUCGGCCAGACCUCUCCCGCAGGACCACGCCCUCCAGGACCAACACUCCCUCCAGGUUCUCCCGCUCGCCCUCCGUCGCCUUCCAGCGUGAGGGAAGCGCCCAUUCGUGGGCCGGCGUCGGCUGGCGGGAAUCCUCCGUCACCAUCUCUCACUGGCGCCCUCUGUCACGCGGCUCCUCCCCGCUGCUACUAGCUCGUCGCUUGACACCGGAGCCCAGCACGCGCUCCAAGACCCGCCGCUCCCACGGGCCCAAGUUCUACUACAUCCCGCACGACCGCAUCGUCGAGGAGGGCGACUCCGUCUCCUUCCAGUGCGCUGUCAAGGGGUAUCCGGUACCGAGGGCGAUAUGGGACAAGGACUCCAUAAGGCUCCUGGAUGAUGGUCGCUUCAAGAUGACGGAGAAGGACGAGAUCCGCAUCCUGGAGAUCCCUAAGGUCUCCCAGCAGGACGCCGGCCUCUACAGGGUCACCAUAGAGAACGACCUGGGCCGGGAGCAGGCCACAGCUAGACUGGAUGUGAUCAAGGCGACAGGGAACAAGUACAGCGGCUACGUCAGGUCGUGGUACUCUUCCCCGCUGACGACGCCUCGCUUCACCCGCACCAUGCCCUCCACCACCGUCAGGGAGGCCUCCACCAUACGACUCUCCACAGAGUACCGUGGUUCGCCCACACCCAGGGUCAAGUGGUACAGGAACAACGAGCUGCUGCCAUUGUGCGAAGAGUUCCCGCAGAACUACGACGGAACGUCAGCGUCUCUGGAGAUCCCUUCAGCCACCACCGGGGACGCUGGCACCUACACCUGCGUCCUCGUCAAUGAUGCUGGCAAGGCGGAGUGCUCCUGUGAGGUGAUGGUGGAGUAUCACAAUGACACUGGAGACCAGCCGCCGUACUUCCUCAGACCACUCCAGGAUCUCACCGCCCUGGAUGGCGACGAGGUCACACUAUCCGUCAGGCUCUCGGGGUCGCGGCCCAUGAAGGUGGUGUGGGUUCGUGACGAUCAGAUCAUCUCGGACUCUCCUGACUUCCUCUACAAGGAGGACGUCUGUGGCAAAUUCUCACUUGUUAUCCGCGAUGUGUUCCCAGAAGAUGCUGGCAUCUACAUCUGUGAAGCCUAUAAUGCCCAUGGAGAUGCCCACUGCCACUGCAAGCUAGAUGUCCAUGAUCCCAGAGUAGUGGAGUCAAGUCCUCCCCGCCUGGUCGGGUGCCUUACGCCCCUCGAGGUGGAAGAAGGCUUAGCAGCCAGGUUGUGUGUUGGUGUGCAUGGCUCCCCUCGACCCACCAUCACCUGGUACUGUGAUGGCCGCAAGAUCACGCCCACACCUAGGAUCAGGGUGGAAAUGGACGAGGACGUUGGAGUAGAUGAGCCUGUCCCUCACACUCUGGGCAUCCUCCAUGCACUCUCUACUGACUCUGGUGUUAUCUCUGUUGUCGCAGAAAAUUGUCUCGGAUCAGACACUGCCUCAACCACUCUAAAGGUGCAACCGUAUGCCAGGCGAGCUGAGCGGACCCAGUCUGCCCCUUGUGGAUCAUCCAGCACUGGUGCCGCCGUUGGCAGCUCAUCGGCACCCACUCCACUUCUUACCUCAACCUCCCCUGCACCCAGGAUAAGACCCAUGCUGAAGGAGGUGACCAACUUAUUGACGGGUAGUGUGGACUCUGCUUAUGGUAGUACAAGUCUCCGGGACUCGGCCAGUGGCUGCAGCAGCUCUCUCUCCAAUGUUAGUGAAUUGGAGUAUGACAACACCUAUAAAGACCGCUUGAAGAUUGAUACAAUAAAGCCGCUAAGAAAUGUGGAAAUCCAACAGUUGAAGAAAGAGGAGAUGGAAGUGAAGACUAUUGACAAGGCAGUGGAGGAGGAUGCAGAAGUAGCAAUAGUAGAAGAGGUGGUAGCAUCAAUGGCAGCAGCAGGAGAGGAUGAGGUAGCAGCAGCAGCAGCAGCAGAGGAGGAGGAGGAGGAGGAGGAGGAGGAGGAGGAGGAGGAGGCAGAGGAAGAUGAGGAAUCUGGUGCAGAGAUCAUGCAGGGACCUCUGGACAUGACGGUUCUGAAGGGCCAGUCAGCCACCCUCACAGCCACCUUUACAGGAAAACCAGAACCUAUCGUUUCUUGGCUUAAGAAGGAACAAGAGAUCGUGAAUGGUGGGCGUUACGAAUUAAAGACGGAGGAAGGGGUCACCAGCCUCACCAUUCACAAUGUGGUUCAGGAGGACUGUGACAAGUACACUAUUGUGGUGAGGAAUGUCCAUGCGGCACAUGCAGCCUUUGCUUCUCUGGCUGUAGGAAGUGCCCCUGAACCUCCAGCUAACAAGCCCAACCACAGUGAGGUGACGGCAGACUCUAUCACUUUGUCAUGGUAUGGCCCAACCUAUGAUGGCGGCUCGGUGGUGACAGGUUACACAGUGGAGGCACGCAAAGCGGACCAACAAGACUGGUACACACUUAUCAAUGGGUGCCAUUCGACCUCGUACAUCGCACGGGGUCUGGAGAAGAACUGCCAGUAUGAAUUCCGUGUUCGAGCCCAGAACAUGCAUGGGGUAUCGGAUCCCUCCAAGCCAUCUUUGCCAGUUACAACUGCUGACCCGGCUGACAAAGAGGAGGAGCCCGAGCCAGAAGAUCAUGAGACAGCAUUUGCACCCCUGCAUGUUGAAAUUGAGCCUGGUGGUAUGUUCGAUAAGCAGUACAAUGUGCAUGAAGAAGUGGGAAAAGGCCGCUUUGGAGUUGUGUACAGAGUAACGGAUAAAAUUACUGGGGUAAGAAGAGCUGCAAAGAUUAUCAGGUGCAUAAAGGCAAAGGAAAAAGAAAAGGUUCGUGAGGAAAUAGACAUUAUGAAUUCUCUGCGACAUCCAAAAUUACUACAACUUGGGGCAGCAUAUGAACGGCCGAGAGAAAUGGUUAUGGUUAUGGAAUACAUAUCUGGAGGAGAACUAUUUGAACGCGUUGUGGCCGAUGAUUUUGCCUUGACAGAAAGAGACUGUAUUCUCUUCGUCAGGCAGAUCUGUGAGGGAGUUCAGUACAUGCAUAAAUCCCUGAUAGUGCAUCUUGAUCUGAAGCCUGAGAACAUUCUGUGUGUACGUCGAACUUCCCAUCAGAUAAAACUCAUCGACUUUGGCUUGGCUCGCCGCUUUAACCCAGAUGACCCAUGCAGGGUCCUCUUUGGCACACCUGAGUUCAUUGCCCCAGAAAUCAUCAACUAUGAACUAAUUGGGUUUGCAUCAGACAUGUGGUCUGUAGGAGUUAUAUGCUAUGUAUUGUUAUCGGGCCUGUCUCCUUUCAUGGGUGACAAUGAUGCAGAGACCUUUGCUAACAUCACUCUUGCCGAGUUCGACUUUGAUGAUGACGCAUUUAGUGCUAUAACUGAUGAUGCCAAAGAUUUUAUAACAUCUCUACUAAUCAAAGAAAAAGAGGAGCGACUAACUGCCGAAGAAUGCUUUAAUCAUCCUUGGCUAGCACAGACGGAAGAAGAUAUGAACAAAGUGGUACUGUCGACUGAUAAACUAAAGAAGUUCAUAAUAAGACGGAAGUGGCAGAAAACUGGAAAUGCUAUCCGUGCACUUGGACGAAUGGCCAGCCUCACCAAUCGCCGCAGUUCUCAGCCCUCGUCGCCAACCCGACUUUCACCUCUCCCAGAGAACCAUGCCCAUACACCCACAUCCCCCUCCUCCCCUUCUCCUGCUUCCUCUCCAAACAUCCUUUCAAAGCCCAAGGGUUGUGCUCCCGUGACACGUCCAUCCACCAGUAUGGUCAGCGAGAGGAGUGACUCUGGUAUCAGUGAAUGUUCUUUUAGUAUUGAGGAAAAUAACCAAAAUCAGGGUAACAAUCAAUUUGGUAUUACAAAUGGUCGUGCUGUUACAGGGCGCAAUGUUCUCAAAAGUGGAAAGACACCUUCUUUAGACUGGCAGUCCUCCGUCGACUCUGCUGUCUGUGAUGACGACUACAUCAGCAAGAGUAGCUUUGGAUCUUCCCCCAGAAAGAUAUCCAGGGAGGCACUAAUUCAUGCUAAGUCUGCUGUUGCUGAUACUCGCAUGAAUGCCCACUCAAGAAUAUGAAUAAAGCCGUGUAUAGGACAAAUUUAUGAAUAGUGAAAUAAUUCUUAUAUAAAAAGAUAUAUGUACAUAUUAUACAGAAAGACUAUUUAGAAUUAGCUUAUGUCUUCUGAAUUUCAAUAAGAGGUCACUGUAAUAUAGAUAGGCGUAUUAAGCAUCAUACUGUAGGGCAUGUACUUUUCACUGUGUUGAUAUAAUAUUGACCAAAUUGAAAAGACCCUUGCAAAAUGCUAUAGUUCUCAUGCAUAAUGGCAUUGCAGUACAGGAUGGUCGCUGUGACUGUAAUUUGUCUAUCCAAUCCAUGUCCUGAUACAUGGAGCCGAUUAGACGUUGCCAAGAUGGGGUCAAGAGUGUUAAAUUUAAUAAACUGAAAAUCUCCCAAAAAAUGACCUCUGAACAAUGUGUCUGUGACACGAGACAGAGGAUUUUGUAUUUUCGAACCCCAAAUGUCGACCAGCCAAAAUGAAUUUGAAGGGCUGAUGAUGUGUCCAAAUUAUACUUUAUAUGUGAAUAAGUGCUGUGUCACAAGCAAGUCAAUGGAAGAAUGUAACAAGUGUGUUUAAUAUAUUUGUCGUGACAGUUUGGUUUACUGGAGCGUGCCUAAAAUUUGCUUUUGUUAAACCUUAUUGUCACCAAGUUUGUUUAACUUUGCUGAAAACCCAACAAAUUGUCCUAGUUAUCUACAACUUGUUUUUGCACAAUGCCACAAUAUUAUAUUCUUUAUCAGUGCAGUGCCAAAUUCUACAGCUGAUAUAUUUAGAUGGUUUGCCUGAUAUCAUUCCAUGUAACUCCAUCCUUUCCUGCAUAAUUUAAAUGACAUCUGGAUGUUUCAUUUUACUUAUCAUCCCGUUUCUUUGUGAAUGUACCUCAAUGAGAUGUUCUCUUCACCCCAUUUAAUGGUAUUUAACUUUUAGUUAUUUAAAAUUGGUGCUUAAAUAAGGACAAAUUAAAGUAGGCUGUCUUGUUAUUUAAGUAGGUCACUGUACCAUUGUGGCUUUGCUUACAAAGUAUCUCAGCAGCCUGAUAUUUAGAGCUAACUAACUAGGCCCAAGUUUAAUGUAUUGCUGUACUGUAAAGAAAAACUGUAACCAAAAAUUAAUACCACUUCUGUAAUGGGCUUCAAACUCUAUACAAAAAUGUCUCAAUUGGCAAGUCUCCUCAAGAAUCUCCUGUUGACACUGUAGAUAGAAAGCGUGGUUAAUGAUGUAAUCGUGUAGCUGCUGUAUUGUGAUAUUGUAGAUAAUCACCCAAGUAUAUGCAUGAUACUGUUGUUAAAAGAUUAAAAAGAUUUAUUUGAAA
Procambarus clarkii (red swamp crayfish) is the source of this 22763-nucleotide messenger RNA. Lineage: Eukaryota; Metazoa; Arthropoda; Malacostraca; Decapoda; Cambaridae. The record is from RefSeq and is a predicted model, not a curated record.